UAUAAAUUCAUUCAAGACUCUCAUCUAUACUAAACCAUAUUGUAUACACAAUGAAAGAAAAUCAAGAACUUUCUCCUAAACAAGUUGAAUAUCAAUAUCAAGAUUCCAUCAAGAACAUUAGAUCUUUGUCAAUUAUGGAUGAUGAAGAUAAAAUAGACAAUUUUUUCAACUCCACGACGAUGAAAGUAAAUCAAGAAUACUUUCAUAAACAAGGUGAAUGUCAACAUCAAGAUUCUAUCAAGAACUUUGAAUCAUUGUCUAUGGUGGAUGAUGGAGAUAAAACAAACGAUUUUUUCAUCGAAUCGAAGAAGUUAGGGUUACUAGGGAGUGAGAAAUUGAAGAGGCAUUGGAGAGAAGUUGAAGGUAGGGUUUUUGUGCCAGAUAGAUGGGAACAUGAGGGUUCUUUGAGGGAAUGGAUGGAUUGUUCUUCUUUUGAUAAAAUACUAGCUCCGGAGGGACUAAAAUCAGCUCGUGAAGCCUUGAUGUCUCAAGAAAAACGAGUGUGUUCAAGUUCAGGUUCAACUUCAAGAAUGUUCGAGGUCAGAAGUAGAUAGUCAUGAGA
This is a messenger RNA of Solanum verrucosum, 562 nucleotides long. RefSeq lists its product as uncharacterized. The transcript has a single exon. The coding region runs from base 51 to 554 and encodes 167 amino acids. The record is from RefSeq and is a predicted model, not a curated record. Gene Ontology annotation, biological process: blue light signaling pathway. Lineage: Eukaryota; Viridiplantae; Streptophyta; Magnoliopsida; Solanales; Solanaceae.